This is a messenger RNA of Acipenser ruthenus (sterlet), 2139 nucleotides long. RefSeq lists its product as uncharacterized. Gene Ontology annotation, molecular function: acrosin binding; structural constituent of egg coat. The transcript is spliced from 13 exons. The coding region runs from base 16 to 1923 and encodes 635 amino acids. Gene Ontology annotation, biological process: prevention of polyspermy; binding of sperm to zona pellucida. Gene Ontology annotation, cellular component: egg coat. Lineage: Eukaryota; Metazoa; Chordata; Actinopteri; Acipenseriformes; Acipenseridae. The record is from RefSeq and is a predicted model, not a curated record.
CCGAUUGGACCGUCAAUGAAGCCCUCGCGCGGUCUCGACACCUCUUAUAAACCCCCAGAGCGCAGUAAGCGAGGAUACAGCCUGACUGCAGGGACUGGAGCGACAAGUGGCUGCGGGAAAACAACACCAAUGUGUCGGAGCGGGCAGAGGAUGAUGAUGCUGCCGCCUUGCUUACUUGUGGCGUGCUUGCUGCUUGGAUUCGGCCGGGCCGCCUUGUCUUGGACCGGGGAGACCCCGCUGCUGCAGCCUGGGAAUGCGACUCCCAACCUCGACUCCUUCCACACUAACGUCCCAAGCGAGGAUGAUGACGGCGGCGAGACAGCCUCCACCGGCCCGGCUCUUAAACCGGAGGAUCCCGGAUUAAUCUGCUACGAGGAUAGAAUGACACUCAAGCUACCCGGCACUGGCGUGAAGGCGCUCCGUGUGCGAGUGAAGAAUCGCCUCCUUCCAGUGGCGAGCCUGGCCGGGUUUUGCAAGUACAGCGUGACGUUUAGUGGGGGCUACAGCUUGUUCACGACGUCAUUCAAGGGCUGCAACGUGAAGAUACAGGCAAGUUGCUUCAACUCCUUUUUACUGUGGGUUUGGAGAAUUCAGAGACUCUGGAUCCAACAGGAUGAAAUCAACGGGAUCUCCUCCUUCGUGCUCACUGUGUUCUUCGCAAGGACAGGGGGUGCAGGGCUGGUGAUGAGGUGUCCACAGAGCACCCCCAAAUCUCUCCCCAGCUCAGCCUGUGGGGUCACCACUGUGACCUUUGAACUGCCAGAGGGACCCCUAGGGGAGGUCACAAUCACAGACCGGUCUGGUUUGGAGAUGCUGAUCAAAGACGCCCCAGAUGAAUGUGCUUUCUACCUGAUGAAGGGAGACGGGAUGAAUGUGCUCACAAUCUCUUACUAUGCCAAGGAUGAAGGCUGUCCUCUUCAAACACAGAACAAUACCCUGGUCUUCCAUGUGACGUACAAGGACGCGGAGGGACGGCCAGGCUCCAUAGAGCAGGGGUGUCUCCCAUUCGAACCCCCUGCUGUCUGUGGCCCCACCAGCAUGAGUACAGAUCUUCCAGAGGGGCCACUAGACCAGGUCUUCAUCCUGGAUGGGAAGAACAGCCUGGUUGCUGUGAAGGUCAAUGGCAGCUGUGGCUAUGGGCUGGUCCAGGGGAUUGGGAAGAACUACUUUAUGGCUCCUUACGAUGCUUGUGAUGUGCUGAAACAGAACAUUGACGGCCAUGUCCAUUACUCGCUGUCCGUUUCGUUCUCUGAUGUAAACGAGGUGACUCGCUUGAGGCAUAUGAAGUGCCGUGUCUUGGCUAAGCGUGAGAUCCUCCCUCCUCCCUCUCUCCCUCCCCACCCUGCUGGUGUCUCGGUCUCCUGCAGUGAGGGGUGCAUGACGGUGCUGCUGCCUGCCGGUCCCCUCGAUCUGGUCAAAGUCAAGGAUGACUCCAAUAAUCUGGUUGGGGUGCAGUCUGCACCAAGUGCUUGUGGCUACACUCUAGAGGAGAAGGAUGGAAAGACCGUCUUCACAGUGUCUUACACGGCCCGCCCUGCCCCUCACCUGGGGGUGUUUCAGGUGCAGUUACAGAUUGCUAAAGAUGGGACCUUCUCCCAGUUCUACCCCUCCUCCAGCCUGCCCGUGAGUCUCCUCCUGGGAAGCAGAGUUUACCUUGAGCUGCGUCUGAUCAACCCCACUGACCCCAGCCUGGUUCUGCUGGUGCACUACUGCAUUGCUUACCCACGCUCCUCCAGUGCUGUGUGGGUGCUGCUGUACCAGGGUUGUCCAAAUGUCCUGGAUUACGGCAGCUCUGCGUCUCUGCACGUGGACGGCCAGCCCCCCCCACUCCAAAUUCAGACGACGCUUCAGUCUCCGAACAUUCCAGUUCCUGAGCAGUGGGCUAGCCCUGGACGAGGAGAUCUCCUUCAUGUGCUCCACUGAAGUCUGUUCUCCAGGCCAGCGCCGCUGCAAUGAGGGUUGCUUUGAUGGGAGAGACACUCCCAUCUCGGUCGACCCCAAUAUGAGACUGCGCUGUGCUGGUAAUCCCUGCCCAGGGAGGGUGAUGCUGGAGGGAGCCUAGUGAAGGAGCUCAGAGCCCAGGCAGGAAACUCAGCCCUAAGACUACAGUAACCAUUUCAAAUAAAAAGAAGAAACCCA